Molecule: messenger RNA, 3403 nt
Organism: Brachypodium distachyon (stiff brome)
Lineage: Eukaryota; Viridiplantae; Streptophyta; Magnoliopsida; Poales; Poaceae
Product: UDP-glucuronate:xylan alpha-glucuronosyltransferase 1
Exons: 4
Coding region: 1205-3112 (635 amino acids)
Biological process (GO): xylan biosynthetic process
Molecular function (GO): glycosyltransferase activity
Source: RefSeq, a predicted model, not a curated record
CGGCAUUAGAUCAGCCGACCCGGCUGUUCCGACCACCCAACGGCGCCCUCGUGUGGAAGGAGGAAGACGACGACGGCCAUGACGUGGUGCUCUACUUUCUCCUCCCCGCCCCUUUACUGCCGCUGGUGUAGUAGUGGUUGGCAGUUGUCGCGUCCCGCAAUCUCGCAUUUUGUGGGGGUGACUGUAGAAUUUCCGUGCGCUUCAAUCCGGCGGCUACCCAAUACCAGUGUGAAGUUCUCUACAACCCUUGGGGAGGAGACUCCUCGUGGAAUUAAUUGGUCGCAUUAGCUUCUAGUAGUACUAGAUUGCGAGUUGUUUGUCUUGCGCAUGCCGUAAGGAGAUGUAUCCUUUUUGGCAACUAGGACGGCUUCUUGUGGCAUUAGUGUCGAAUUGCCACGCUUUACGUGUAGGGGAUGGCUUGCCUUGGCUUGUGCUGCCUAAUGGUGAUUUCACCAUCUUUGGAUUAUCUCCUGUCUUGCAACGGCAUGGUAGUGCUUUAAGCAUAAUAGGAAGUCACUCUGAACUUUAAACUCUCUUUUUUUUUCUCACUGGGUAUAUUACUAGAAGUCAAUUUAAUGGAUGAUGUAGAUCCCAAGUUGACAGUACCAAAACAGGUAACCAUGCUUUCAAUUUGAAUCGAUCAAAAAGAUUUGUCAGUUAGGUGCAAAGUCACCUUUGUGAAUUAGCAAUAAUAUACAGUGAUGAUUUCAGUUCCUGAAAGAUGUGGCUGAAGAAUGAAGGAAUACAAGUCCACACACACUCACACAAAAGGAAAAAAAACAUCUCAGUGCUUGGUCCUUUAGUUUCUUUGGAUUUUUUUAUUGGCAAACAUCAUUUAGUGUGACUCACUUUCACGUCCAACCAUCGGAUAUACUGCAUUUUCUCCCUUUUAAAAAGCACACUUUGGACACUUCAAUGGAACAUCACUAUGCAUUUUUGCUUAUAAAUAAAGUGUGAAAGGCUAUCAGCACACCUCUUAUUUUGAUUUAUGCAAGCUCAAACGAUGGAAGUAGCACUACCUGACUGCAUAUAAAAAUAUUACCUAGUCUAUCUUGUUGAACUAAUUAUUAUUAUUAUUAAGGAAAAGUAGGAACCUGAGUUGCUUUUUACUAUUGUAACUAUUGUAUAGUCGGGGUUGUUUCUAGAGAGACCUUUAUGAGCGAUUUGGAUUGCUGAUGCUUCCAUUUGUGCUUCGUUAAAGCAUAUGUGCUUCCCUAUGAGAGCUCUCCAGUCGUAUCGUACAACUAUUAUGCUUAGUGACGACACAACCAAGAGAAGGACCACCAAAAGCAAAAGUUUCAAAGAUGUUGAAAAUUUUGAAGUUCUUGUUCUCGAGAAGAACUGUGGUUGCAAGUUUAAAUCUCUGCGCUACUUGCUUAUAGCUAUUGUCUCUGCGACAUUUGUUACCCUCCUAACUCCGACGUUAUACGAGCACCAACUACAGUCCAGCUCUUUGUAUGUGGAUGUUGACUGGAUAUGGGACAAAACAAGUACCGAUCCACGAUAUGUAUCAUCUGUUAAUGUUCAGUGGAUGGAUGUAUAUAAAGCAAUAGAAGAUCUUAACGGUGGUGACCAAAAGCUCAAAGUCGGACUCUUGAAUUUUAACAGCACUGAGUAUGGCUCUUGGUCACAAUUACUCCCAGAAAGCCAUGUUUCCAUUAUAAGACUUGAGCAUGCCAAGGACAGCAUUACUUGGCCAGUACUAUAUCCUGAGUGGAUCGAUGAGGAGGAAGAAACUGAGAUACCAUCUUGUCCAUCACUUCCGGAGCCUAAUGUUCGGAAAGGUGUAUGGUUUGAUGUUAUUGCUGUGAAACUUCCCUGUACAAGGGUGGGGGGUUGGUCAAGAGAUGUUGCAAGGCUCCAUUUGCAGCUCUCAGCGGCAAAAUUGGCUGUGAUCUCUUCAAGAGGCAACAGGAAUGUCCAUGUGCUUUUUGUGACGGACUGCUUCCCGAUUCCUAAUCUCUUCCCAUGCAAGAACCUUGUGAAGCAUGAAGGCAAUGCUUGGUUGUAUAGACCUGAUUUGAAGGCACUAAAGGAAAAGCUCAAGCUCCCUGUCGGAUCCUGUGAGCUAGCUGUGCCACUUAAAGCAAAAGCAAGACUUUACUCGGUAGAUCGAAGAAGAGAAGCAUAUGCCACGAUAUUGCAUUCAGCGAGUGAGUAUGUGUGUGGUGCUAUCACGGCAGCUCAGAGCAUUAGGCAAGCAGGAUCAACUAGGGACUUGGUUAUCCUUGUUGAUGACUCCAUAAGUGAUCACCACCGGAAAGGCUUGGAAGCUGCAGGCUGGAAGGUAAGAAUAAUCCAAAGAAUCAGGAACCCAAAAGCUGAGCGUGAUGCCUACAAUGAGUGGAAUUACAGUAAGUUCAGGUUAUGGCAGCUGACUGACUACGACAAGAUAAUAUUCAUAGAUGCUGACCUCCUCAUCCUGAGGAAUGUAGACUUCCUGUUUGCAAUGCCAGAGAUCACUGCAACUGGCAACAAUGCAACCCUCUUCAACUCUGGUGUCAUGGUCAUCGAGCCUUCAAACUGCACAUUCCAGCUACUGAUGGAACACAUCAAUGAGAUAACAUCGUACAACGGUGGUGACCAAGGGUACCUGAAUGAGAUAUUCACAUGGUGGCACCGCAUUCCAAGGCACAUGAACUUCCUGAAGCACUUUUGGGAGGGCGACAGUGAGGCGGCGAAGGCAAAGAAGACCCAGCUGUUUGGUGCUGACCCACCGAAUCUCUAUGUGCUUCACUUCUUAGGCCUGAAACCAUGGCUGUGCUUCAGGGACUACGAUUGCAACUGGAACAGCCUCGUGAUGCGUGAUUUUGCAAGUGAUGUCGCGCACAACCGGUGGUGGAAGGUGCACGACAAGAUGCCUCGGAAGCUUCAGUCCUACUGCCUUCUAAGAUCAAGGCAGAAGGCUGGACUGGAAUGGGACCGGAGGCGGGCCGAGAAGGCAAACUUUGAAGAUGGACAUUGGCAGCGGAAAAUCACUGAUCCAAGGCUCAAGAUCUGCAUUGAUAAGUUCUGCUUCUGGGAGAGCAUGUUGUGGCACUGGGGCGAGACAAACCAGACGAAGAGCCUCCCCGUGCCAGUGACACCUGCGGUGAGCUUGUCGAGCUCAUGAUCUGUGUAGAUAAACCAUUAUAUUAUGACAGAAAACUUUCUGUAUAGCACCAUACAUGCAUAGCAGCAGCUUGUAUAGGUAGCUAUGCUUAGGCCCUUUCCCAUACAAACACAAACCCUCUGUUGCUGUCCUUGUUGCAGCUCUUGUCUUGCUGCGGGUUGAUGGCUAACAAUUCUUUUGGGUUGGUUUAGCUAAUAAGUUUUCAGCACAUGUAAAUUGUCCUAUAUUGAGAACUCGAAAUGUUCUUUUGCGAGAAGAAAAGACAGAGGGAACGGUACAUCUUGUGUACAA